AUUGCGUAUCGUGACGCUUUAGAGUUUUCCCGAAUCAAUAGUUCUAAGAUCGUAGCAUUGAUUAGCUGUGGUUGUUAUGAGACGACGAUUCAAGUAGCUGGGGAUAGAAGGAAAAGAGAAGAAAAAAUUAUUAUAUUUG
Racocetra persica is the source of this 139-nucleotide messenger RNA. Lineage: Eukaryota; Fungi; Glomeromycota; Glomeromycetes; Diversisporales; Gigasporaceae. The record is from the annotation of a GenBank genome assembly.